AUGGGCUCGUUGUCUUCUGAUCUGGGAGUGGAACAUUCAAGUUUGGAGGAUCAAUAUGAUUUCAUGGACUUCUUUGAAGAAGAUUUGGCCGCUCUUCUUGGAGAGGACUCACUCGACGUUUUGUUCCCAGAAAGUAAUUUUUCUUCUUCAUUUGUUAUUUCCAGAAGCAGCUCGACCCACAAUUUACGCCCUACCUCAUGCAUAGUGCCAAAUGAAAUGGCCAUCGAACCACCAUCCAAACAGAGAAAGCUUAACAAUCAUAACUCUUCCAUGCCUAAUUUUGACCCCACUUCUUUCACUCCGAUUAUUCUCAAUUUUAGCAAUGUGAUUUCUCCUCAAAAUCCUCAUCAAGUGUAUCUAAGGUCUUCAAAUCAAGAAGAAAAGACAGCAGUUUCUGAAGAUAUAAGAAAUCCAGUAGAGGUUACAAAAACCGUGCAAAAAACUAAGAAAACUAGUCGUGUUUGGCCGCCGUCUCAGACGAAUGAUCAUAUAAUAGCAGAAAGAAAGCGGCGUGAGCUUCUCAGCAGGCUAUUUGCUGCUCUUGCAGCCAUAGUUCCUGGCCUCAAGAAGAUGAAUAAAACUUCUAUACUUGGAGAUGCUAUCAAGUACUUGAAACACCUUCAAGAGCGCGUGAAUGCUCUCGAGGAACAAGUAAAGAAACAACACCUAGAAUCUGUGGAUCUCGUCAAGAGAUCGCAACUUUUAGUUGAAGAUGAGGGAUCUUACGAGAAGAACAGCUCCCACGAGCAGCCAUUGCCGGAAAUAGAAGCUAGAGUGUGCAACAACCACAUUCAUCUCAGGAUCCACAUUAAGAAGCACAAAGGUUUUCUUUCGAGAUUACUAAGUGAAGUAGAAAUGCUCGAACUCAAUAUAGUCAGUACUAAUGUCACACCAUUCGGAAGUUUUGCCCUUGACAUUACCAUUAUUGCAGAGAUAGAUAAAGAAUCGAAGCUGUCUCUGAAAGAAAUUGUACGAACUCUUGGUUCAGCCCUUCGGCAUACACCAUAG
Molecule: messenger RNA, 1008 nt
Organism: Fraxinus pennsylvanica
Lineage: Eukaryota; Viridiplantae; Streptophyta; Magnoliopsida; Lamiales; Oleaceae
Source: the annotation of a GenBank genome assembly